AUGAUCGGUGAUUUCCCAGGCGGGCAAGGCUGCCUAGAGGGCCCGGUGUCACCACACAACUACAAACGAGCUGUAUAUCGACAGGCACCGCUAAAGUUCACAGUAGAGAUGCUAGGGCCUCAGAAGCAAGGCGGGAAUUAUAGCUUUGGAAUGCUCAUACGCCCUCUCCAUGAUCGUUCCUCACUAAACUCUGCUCGUCGCUCUAUGGCUGCAUACGAGGUCUGGCGUAGGUGGGAGGAUUGUUUGUGGCUGCAAGAGACAAUUGAGAUGGAGUAUGAGCGACUGGCGAGGCAGAAGAGGCAGAGGCUAGUGAAGGGGAAGGGUGUGAAGAAGAACGGCAUCUAUCUGCAAGGUGAAGCUGCAUCCUUCGAAUCCCUUCCUCCAGGUCCCGACCCUAAAUCCAUCGCUCAAAAUAUACAUGACACCAUACCUCGGCUGUCCAAGAAAGGCACGCUGUUUCGCGCGAGCAUGGCGUUAGUGGAGCAGCGGCAGAGGGAGCUUACCAGUCUUAUCGAAGGCCUUUUCAGAGAUGAUGUCCCCUCUCUCAUCCAAGAACUGCGGGAAAGUAGGAUCGUGACGGAUUUCUUUGGGUACUGGCGCAGAGACUUCGACCUAGCGCAGAAGACCCCCCGAAGAGACUCGACACUCCCGAGAACCUCGUUCAGCAGUGCGUACUCGACCGAAUCGGAGCAGAGCACUCGAGGCCCCAAGCGCCCCGUCUCGGUCAUUACAGUGACUCGACCACCGCCCCCGAUACGCAUCUUUUCCGCUCCCGCUACUCAAUCAGCACACAUACUAUCAGAUGAAGACUUACCCCGCUCGAGCAUAUCUUCUUCUUCAUCUUCGCCCUCCUCCCGAGAUUCACAGAGUUCUUUAGCCACAUCAAGUCCUACCCAUGUUGUUGCUGACGAUCACGCUGUCAUUGCAAACCACAGUGGAAAACUAGCACCUGAUUACAUAUUUCCUCACAACCGCGGUAUUAUUGCGUUGGAAUCGCUCCCAGAAGACGCCGUGCUCCCCACGAAGCUCGAUAGCAAUGAACCAUCACCAAUACCGCCUGCAAGACGUUUGCAGCGGAGUGGCUCAUUGAAUGGUGAAUAUCCAAGGAGAAGUCCUAAUGUAUCAUCCCGCCGUUUGGCAAGCCGUGACUCUUGCAUGUCCGGAAUGUCCAUACUGGAUGGUCUGGGCGUUGUUCUCCCAGAAAGUCCCGUUUUCACAAACCACCGACAACGAGACUCCAUCAGCAGCGUUUUGACCACCAGGUCUUCCGACGCUAUCAUCCCUAUGUCUUUAUCAAAUAGACGGCGCUCUCUGAGUGCAGCAAGCCCUAACGACAUCCCAUAUCGUUCUCUUUCUGACGAUGAGCCGUAUUCGGAUCGCGACGAUGACGAUGACAUUGAUCCACAUUUCUAUGAUGCAUUCCCUAUGCCAAAUCCUCCGCCUCUUCCGAGCCGUGGAUCGCAGAGCCGAUUCCAAACAAGUCGUCAACAUCUGCGUCGCAUGAAGUCUAAUGGUACACCUUCCUCCCCAAACCUAUCCCUUCCAUCUCCGUCAUCCCCAAUUUCCCCAGCGCUCAGCCCCAUUUCUAUGUCCCCCAACCUUUCUGGGCCAUCAAUGUUUGCCAAAGCCGCCUAUCAAUCUGUCAUUGUCCUUCUACGUCUCGCUUGCGACGUCACAUUCUGCUCCGUUCGUUCGAAGCUCAAGGAGAAAUUCUCUUCCCAGGGAGUGGAGUUGGAGGAUUCGUUCGCUCUUUAUCUCGUUCUGCCUUUACCGGUACCGGAAGACGGGGGUUUGCUGACGCCGGGAGUGUUGUCUGGGAAGCCGAGGCAGAGGACUAGCACAUUGUCUAUGUCACUCACUGAUAGCUCUCGGCUGAAAGUCAUUCGGUGUCAGGCUGAUUGGGACAGGGUUGUUGCGCCGUCUGAUGGGGCGAGGCUGACGCUCAGAGUGCUAGACGAGGAGAUCAACGAUUGA
Pleurotus ostreatus (oyster mushroom) is the source of this 1974-nucleotide messenger RNA. RefSeq lists its product as uncharacterized. NCBI's taxonomy places the organism in Eukaryota, Fungi, Basidiomycota, Agaricomycetes, Agaricales, Pleurotaceae. The coding region runs from base 1 to 1974 and encodes 657 amino acids. The record is from RefSeq and is a predicted model, not a curated record. Gene Ontology annotation, molecular function: phosphatidylinositol binding. The transcript has 6 exons.